Zingiber officinale is the source of this 438-nucleotide messenger RNA. RefSeq names its product heavy metal-associated isoprenylated plant protein 37-like. NCBI's taxonomy places the organism in Eukaryota, Viridiplantae, Streptophyta, Magnoliopsida, Zingiberales, Zingiberaceae. The record is from RefSeq and is a predicted model, not a curated record. The transcript is spliced from 3 exons. Gene Ontology annotation, molecular function: metal ion binding. Bases 1 to 438 code for a protein of 145 amino acids.
AUGAGUAAAAGAUCGAGCAAGGAGAGCGUUAAUUCACAGCUUCUCCGUUUGUUGCUCCACCAGACAAUUACUCUGAAGGUGAACGUCUGCUGCAAAGGUUGCCAGAAUAAAAUAGAGAAAGCACUUCGCAAGAUUCAUGGUGUCGAGGAUGUGACGUUCGAAGCAGAGGAGAAUAAGGUGAUUGUGACGGGGGAGACGGACGCCGCCUCCCUCAUCAAGAAGCUCAAGAAGCUCAAAAAACACGCAGUGCUCUGCGACGCUGGCGCGAGCAAUGGCGAAAAGGAGGAGGAGAAAGCGCCCGAGGAGAAUAGUAGCAGUUCUCCGCCCGGGCAUGGCGGCGCGACGCAGCCGCCGACGGAAACGAUGAUGACGGACGAGCAGGGAUACUGGCCGCAGGGCAACAUGUACGAGAGCCACGAGAAUUGCUCUGUGAUGUGA